This is a messenger RNA of Anthonomus grandis grandis, 1138 nucleotides long. RefSeq names its product acylpyruvase FAHD1, mitochondrial-like. The transcript is spliced from 5 exons. Lineage: Eukaryota; Metazoa; Arthropoda; Insecta; Coleoptera; Curculionidae. Bases 23 to 661 code for a protein of 212 amino acids. Gene Ontology annotation, cellular component: mitochondrion. The record is from RefSeq and is a predicted model, not a curated record. Gene Ontology annotation, molecular function: acetylpyruvate hydrolase activity.
AAUAGUUUGAAGUAAGAAAAAGAUGAGUUCCUUGGAAAAUUUCGUACAAUAUGGCAGAAAAGUUAUUGGGGCAGGUGCAAACUACCAUUCCUUCGUGAAGUAUACGGGAAGAUCUCUCCCUACAGAACCAGAAAUAUUUUUAAAGGCUCCAAGUGCCUAUAUUACGGAGGGUAAUAAAAUUGUGAUUCCCAAAGGAUUUACCAAUGUAAAUGAAGAAAUCGAACUCGGAGUUAUUAUCGGAAAAAAAUGUAAACAUGUAUCUGAAGCAGAAGCCAUGAAUUACGUUGGCGGAUAUUGUACCGUAUUGGAUAUGGCAGCAAUAUGUCAAAUCAAACCGAAUAAGAGUUGGGCAAUUGCCAAAGCGUUCGAUACUGCAUGUCCGGUCAGCAAAUUUAUUCCUAAAGAAAAAAUUCCGGAUCCAAAUAAUGUUGACUUAUGGUUAAACGUAAAUGGGGAGCAAUGGCAAAAAGACAACACAAAAAAUUUGGUAUUUAACGUACCUCAACUUAUAUCGUACAUCUCAAAAUAUUUUACUUUGGAAGUGGGUGAUCUAAUUUUAAUUGGUACACCAGCUGGAGUUGGAGCAGUAAAGAAAGAUGACGUAAUUGAAGCUGGUUUAAAGGGAAUUGUUACAAUUAAGUUUGAAGUUGAUGAAGAGUAAUUUAAAAGAGAUUAUAUCGACAUAAAUGGUGAUUUUGAUACUUACAAAUAAAAACUAGUUUAUAAAUUCAUUUUAAUCACUGUAAAUUAUUUAAUAAAAAGCGAAAAAAAUGGUUUUUAUUUGAAUUAAUUAUGUCCCAUAAAAAUCCUGUAUCUAUAUUUAACAGUAAAAUUUAAAAUUAUAACUGCGGCUGUUUAAUCUAAUAUUAAUUAUUUGAUAUAUAUUCUUUACACACUAAAAAACUUAAAGUUUUUGAUCUCAGUUCUUGUUUACAAAAUAAUUAUCGUAUUGUCGUAAUGAUGUGAUUUUAAGGUUUUUGUAGAUCCAGGUUUGGUCUCAUUAUCAUGUAUCGUAAUAUAAGUUUUAUGUCUUCAACGUCCAAUUAUUUGUUAAUUAAUUAAGCUUUUAUCAUUAUUUUAGAUGCUAUUUUUAGUAGUUUUAACGUUGUUUGAGGCACUAUAUCUAUAAGAUGUAUUA